Molecule: messenger RNA, 1155 nt
Organism: Angiostrongylus costaricensis
Lineage: Eukaryota; Metazoa; Nematoda; Chromadorea; Rhabditida; Metastrongylidae
Source: the annotation of a GenBank genome assembly
AUGUUGCAGGUUCGAUGGCCAUUGGCCGUGGAAGGGUUGGCUGAAAUAAAAGAACCUGGACAACAAGUCACAGUCACUGAUGUGGUAGAAAAGAAAAAAGUGAAAAUAGGCAAUAACGAAGUCGACGUACGAGGAUUGGUUCAGACUUCACUCGGACUUGUUCCCAUCAGUUAUUUGGAGCCUAAGAACGGACAAGCGAACAGAUGGUGGUUAGGACGCUUAUCUCCGGUUGAGGUUGGCUUAUUGUUAUCAAGAGAUCCGGCACUCAUUAUGGGCAGUUAUGCAGUAUGUCAGCCUCCAGAAAUGGAUCCAUUAGCAGCUGACGAAUGGGCAGAAUUUGUGCUGGUUGUCAGGAAUAUAUCAGGUGACGUGGAUCAGUGGAUGUACGAGUGGGAAAUCGACUACAAGUUUAACCAGAGAUUUAGCAAAUCGUUCAAAAAGCGAAAAAUCGUAAACGACAUCAUUUGUGGCCCACCGCAUGGUGCGGUUCCGCCCAUCGCCUACUACGUCAUUAAACGAACACCAAUAGCAAAACGACUACUUUCUUUGGACAAGGAGCAAAAGGAGUCAUUGUUCAAAGCCUACUUGUACUACAACGGAAUCUACAGUCCGGCUACUAUUCGCAGGCUGCGACCUAAGCUUUUCAAUCAGAAGACUUUCGAUAAGGACAUUGAAAAAAUACAAGAAGGAAAUAUUAGAAAUGGUUACAGUUUUCUCUCACACAUUAUCGGACUCGGAUUCGAAGAAGAUGCUGAUGCUAUGGAGGGAACCGACGGAAGCGAUUUAGAGUGGCCGUGGUGGGCCCCGGAAUGUUUGAUGCAUCGAACUUUCAAUAUCGUCACCGACGUUUGGGCAUUUGGAUGUGUUAUAUUUGAAGUCGAGUAUACAUUUUUAAGCCUGCAAGCGCUGUUCGCUAAGGGAGAAAACGUGGAAUUACCCAGUGGAUACAAUAUGGAAACGUAUCUGGACGACUUGUUCUAUAUGUGUACCAGCUAUAAACCAAAUGAUAGGCCGUCAUUUGACUACAUGUUCAAAUUCUUUCGCGAAUUACUGUUCGACUUCGCUGUUGGACCCGAAGCUGCCAUCAAGCAGUACAUCAAGAAAUCGAAACGACCCAAACAUAGUUCACACCGUAAAACAGUGAAAGACUCGUAG